AUGAGUAACUUUUCCUCAUCCCGUCUGAACUCCUCAAUCUCCCUCUCAGGAGGGUACUCAACGCGCGCAUCUAGCGUUCGCGCAUCAAGCAUCUAUGGAGGUGCCGACGGAAGUGGCGUGCGUGUGUCUCAAGCUGGAUGGCUGAAGCAAGGAUUUGACCUGAAUGAAACAUUUGACAAUGGCUUCAACGUGUCACAGAACGAGAAGGCCACCAUGCAAAAUCUCAACGAUCGACUGGCCACUUACCUGAACAAGGUGCGCUCACUGGAAAAAGCAAAUGCCGAACUAGAGCGCCAGAUCCGGGAGUGGUCCGACAAGAAGACCGUGGGCAGACGAGACUACAGCCCCUAUUUCGCUACCAUCGCCGAACUGCGCCAAAAGAUCCACAUUGCCAGCCUUGAAAACGCCAGGGUCAUCCUUAAUAUCGACAAUGCUAAACUCGCUGCAGAAGACUUCAGAGUCAAGUACGAGAACGAGCUGACGAUGCGCCAGUCCGUUGAGUCUGACGUCGCCCGUCUGCGGCGGGUCCUGGACGAUCUGACGAUGUUGCGGUCGGACCUGGAAAUACGCAUCGAAGGUCUCAAGGAGGAGGUUGUGUACCUGAAAAAGAACCACGAGGAGGAAUUGGCAGCCAUAAGGAGCAACACGGGCAGCAGCUCAGUGAAUGUAGAUGUGGACGCCCCACCCCAGCAGGACCUCGGCCACAUGCUGAACGAGAUCCGCACACAGUAUGAGGGAAUCGUCGAGAAGAACCGCCGAGAUAUGGAGUCCUGGUACAAAGCCAAGUUUGACGAAGUAAAUCAGCAGGUGAAGGAGAACACUCAGGUGAUACAGACGUCUCACAGUGAGAUCAGUGAGCUCAGGAAAACAUUGCAGGCUCUGGAGAUUGAGCUGCAGUCUCAGCUCAGCCUGAAAGCAGCUCUGGAGGGAACGCUGCAUGACGCAGAGUCACGUUACAGCCUUAAGCUUAGCCAGCUGCAGGGCAUGAUCAACAACCUGCAGAUCGAGAUUACCCAGAUUCGCACUGACAUCGAAAGGCAGGACAGUGAGUACAGGAUGCUCCUGGACAUCAAGACCAGGCUGGAGAUGGAGAUCGCAGAAUACAGAAGACUGCUAGAAGGAGAAGAUUCUUAUGGGAAAACCACAGUGACCAAGGUUGUUGAAUCCAAGCUCCUCAUGAUUGUCCCCCUCCCCACCCCUUCAGAUGAACCCGUGAUAACUAAACGCGUACGCACCGUGAUCGAAGAGAUGGUUGAUGGCAAGGUGGUCUCACGCACAGAGGACGUGGACAUGGAGGUCCUGAAGAAAUAAACCAGAGCACCCCCCCUCCAACAUUACCACUGUGAUCACCAUGUCAACAAAAAAAAAAAAAAACAACCAUGGCAUUUGUCUUUAAGUGUCUGAUGGAGGGACACGUGGAGAAACUUCAAUGUGGUUUUGUAACCUGAAUAAUAAAAUCUGAUAUGCAGCAUCGUUGGUUGAGGCAUAUUUUUACAAAGCAUCAAAAUAAAGAAUUAAAUUCACAGA
This is a messenger RNA of Electrophorus electricus (electric eel), 1527 nucleotides long. The record is from RefSeq and is a predicted model, not a curated record. Lineage: Eukaryota; Metazoa; Chordata; Actinopteri; Gymnotiformes; Gymnotidae.